Messenger RNA from Salvia miltiorrhiza (redroot sage), 2299 nucleotides. RefSeq names its product TORTIFOLIA1-like protein 5. The record is from RefSeq and is a predicted model, not a curated record. Lineage: Eukaryota; Viridiplantae; Streptophyta; Magnoliopsida; Lamiales; Lamiaceae. Gene Ontology annotation, cellular component: microtubule. The transcript has 5 exons. Gene Ontology annotation, molecular function: microtubule binding. Bases 223 to 1989 code for a protein of 588 amino acids.
AAAGCAUAUGCAAUUGGCGGGGCCUAAAUCUAAUACGACAACGUACCGUUACCCUUUAUCAAUCUUCCUAAUCCCAUCCCACUAUAUAUUCAUAAAUCCCCAAAACCAAACACACCACAACUCGGAUAAAAACUCCCCCAAAAUCCAACCACCGUCACCGUGAUGCUGCCGCCGGCGCUCACAUUUCCAUCCUAAACUCUCUCCUGCAACGCCAAUUAAACAAUGCCGGCCUCCAGCAAGCAGGCGCAGGCACGUGACUUCAAACACCGCGUGCUCACGUGCCUCCACAAGCUCUCCGACAGGGACACCCACGCCGCCGCCGCGUCGGAGCUCGAGUCCAUCGCCCGCACUCUCCCCGUCGAUGCCCUCCCUUCCUUCAUCUCCUCCAUCUCCGCCACCGACUCCUCCGACAGGUCCCCGGUCCGCCGCCACUGCAUCCGCCUCGUUGCCGUCCUCGCCGCCGCCCACGGCGACGCCCUCUCGCCGCACCUCUCGAGAAUCCUCUCCGCCGUGGCCCGCCGGCUCCGCGACCCGGACUCCUCCGUCCGCGCGGCCUGCGUCGCCGCCGCCCUCUCCCUCGCGUCGCAUCUGGCCUCGGCGCCAUUCACCACCGUCGCCAAACCCUUCCUCGAGUCCCUCUUCGCUGAGCAGGAGGCCAGCGCCCAAAACGGCGCCGCAUUGUGCCUCGCCGCGGUGAUCGAGGGCUCGACCAACCCCGACGUCGGGGGCCUGCGCAAGCUGCUGCCGCGGCUCGAGAAGCUGGCGAAAUGCGAGAGCUUCAAGGCCAAGGCCGCGAUCUUGGCGCUGGUGGGCAGCCUCGUCGCGGUGGAGGGAGUGCUCAGCGGCGGCGGGAGGAACGCGGUGAGGAAUCUGAUCGCGUGUCUGACGGAGCUCCUGAGCAGCGAGGAUUGGGCGGCGAGGAAGGCCGCGGCAGAGGCGUUGAUGAAGAUGGCGUUGGUGGAGAGAGACGCGCUGUCGGAAUAUAAAGCUUCUUGCUUGAAGACUUUUGAAGCUAAGCGGUUCGACAAGGUGAAGGCUGCGAGGGAGACAAUGAAUCAGAUGGUGCAAGCUUGGAAGGAGAUUCCUGAUCUAACGGAUGAGGUUUCAUCUAAAGAAAUUGGUCCUGGCAACAGCCAUAUACCUUCACAAGUAGAGAAAAUUAGCCCGCUUGCCUCUCCUGCUUCAGCACCAAGGAGAAGAACUUCUCUCGGUAGCAAUGGGAACAGAACUAGUCCUCCAAUGUUCCGAAAAUUGGAAAGCAAGAAGCCCUCCAACACGAAAGCAGACCUUGCUGCUGCUGCUGCUCCUACUAGCUCUCCUGUCACCUCGGUUUCUGGAGAUAAGCGUUGGGAUGGAGAGGAGGGGAGACGUUUUGAGAAGAUCAAACGGGCUCUGUUCGAUGAGAGGCAGCACGAAAUUGGUUGUCGGGGAGUUGAGAGUAGUGUUGUAGUCAGUAAUGAAACCAGAGAUAUGUGUAGGAACCAGAGUCAGAGAGACUCUGAAGACCUCUCUCUGAUAAGGAAGCAGCUUGUUCAGAUUGAAAAUCAGCAGUCAAAUUUGUUGGAAAUUCUUCAGCGAUUUAUUGGGAGCUCACAGAGAGGCAUUCAUUCACUGGAGGCGCGUGUGCACGGACUAGAGCUUGCGCUGGAUGAGAUCUCGUUUGAUUUGGCCAUCUCCACUGGAAAGACGUCGACUGCAGGAGCUUCAUCGUGCUGCUCGUUGCCAGGUGCAGAAUUCCUCAACUUGAAGCUCCGGAAGAAGACACAAGCUCGGGCUCAAGCUUCUUCCCGGUUGCCCGCCUCUUGUGAGAUCCCGCCAUCGGUUACUCCAGUAGCUGGCAGCGUUCUUGGCAUGGACGAAGAUGGUGGUGGCGGAGGGUUUUCGUUGCAGAGGCAGAGGCGUCCCCUCCGUGGUGGGCGAGGGGUUAUAGUGAUGAACCCACUGGCUGAAAUCCCUCUUCAAGAAGUUUCAUUGAAGGGACAUGCUUGAUUGAGGAGGAAUUUGAGACAUCAUUCUUUCUUACCAAUUAUACUAUGUCAGAGAGUUGCAGAACCUUAUGUAGUGGUGGCUGGAGCUCUGUUUCUCUCCUUAUUAUCAACUUGUUGAGAGUAGAGAUGAAGGAAAAACCGAUGUGCGCUGCCUUCCGGCCGGAGAAAUUGUAGAGUGGAUGCAUUUUUGUAAUCCGUUUUCAUGUGUAGUGAUUAUAUCUGGUUUGAAUUGGCAUUGUGUCCAUCAUUCAUGUUAAAACAUAUCUUUGAUUAACUUCAUGAAGAAAAAUAUGAAAUUUAAAUUUGUGCAA